UAAAGACGGUGAAUCGAGUCGUGGCACCCAAUUUUGCGCUCCCUUCCGAGCCGAUUUGCUCGACCGAUCAGCGAAGGAAGACAAGGCGAUCACGGACUCACGGAAAGCCGCGAUGGCCAUUGCCAAAUCUCCGCUGCCGAUCUUGUCGUCUUCGGUCGGCCGUGAUCCCAUUUGAGGUUCGAGCUGCAGUGAGUAUAUUCAUGCAUAAAAGGAAGUGUCACUCCAGUUUCAAACAGAAAGACGUCUUUACAUCGAUAAACUCGAUGAAGCUUCAACUUAUUUGGCUUGGGUGAGCUGUUGAAAUGCUAUUGACUGUGGAAGGAGGAGGAUUCUUUUCUUCUUCUGCAUCAGGGUAUACCAGUGGUCUUGCCCUUCUACUUUUUGGCCGGAGAAAUGAUGAGCAGCCCAUGAAAGUUUCACCAUGGACUACCUACCAUUUAGUGGAGCAAGGACUUGAGUCAGAAUCUCAGCUGGCUUCUAGGAAAAAGCAAAAUUCUCAAGGAUGCACUUCCUUCAUAUGUUUCAGUUGUGCUCAAGACAGACAAUUUCCUCACAAACUUGAUCUAGCUAACCAGUCUGAAACUUCAUCAGAUUCAUCAUCUUCUGAUGCGAACAAGGUAACAAUCAGUGGUGCUGCUACUGUGAGUGAAAGGAAGCCUUGUCUCAAGAGUAAUAUAAAGAAGCCUUCCAGAAAUUGUUCCACAGCAUGUGAAGGUGAUGAUUCCCAUGAAGUUUCAGGAGUGGAAAAUGAGACAUCUUGUUGUACUGUAGGGAGGAAAGUUCAGUGGACUGAUAAAUGUGGGAAGGAGCUUGUAGAGAUAAGAGAAUUUGAGCUCAGUGAUGACAAUCCAUCGGAUGGGGAAUUUGAGCAUGAAAAAUUCAGAAGAUGUGAAUGUGUAAUUCAGUAAAUUUAAUAUAUCCAUAAAUGGAUGCAAGGACCCAAGCAGAUUGGGAAAGCAUGGUAAUCCUCUGGCAACUGCAGAAAUCUGCAUUGUAAUUGGCUGUAUAAACCAGUCAACUCCAUCACAACCAACAAAUACGUUUGUUCAAGUAUCAUGGAGGAGAAUGUGGGACAAUCACGUACCCUUUUUGUGCCACUCCUAUUUUUUAUUUGUUGCAGCCAAGUUUCCUUUUCCUGAUUGUUUUCACUUUUUUGACUGGCAAUCUAGGCUUCAUAUCCUGUUUGCCCUUUGUAUUGUAAUAUUCAUUUAGUGUUUCCUUGCUUAACAUUAUGUUGUUUAUAUUACUGUAUCAAUUAAAAUGGCCUUUCUUGCAUGUAUAAAACUGCUUUGCUUUUGCAUCUUUUAUUCUUCUUGUAUUAAUAAAUUUCAUACUUCAGUAACCAAUCGAAAAUCAUUUACUUUGUGGCCUAAUUUCAGGUCAAAUCUUCUGGCUACUGAAGGGAAGGUAUUUAAAAUCCUAUUUUCCUCAAUUUUAGUAGUUUGACAAGAGCAUGAAAAAAGUGUGCAAAGAGUUUUAAGUAUCUGUGGUGGUGGUCAUAUAGUCACUUUUCAUUUCUCUCUCUACUAAUUUUACUUGUAAUUUCAGUUUAUCCUCGGACCAUUUCUUUUCUCAUAAAUAUGGGAUGCAGAGGAUUGGUUUCCGUGUGAUGUUUUUCUUAUCUGUCAAAAUAUUUUUCUAAUCAUUUUUGGAAGAAAAUCUUGUAAUGUUUUGGGAAUUUUAGUCUUGACUGAUUUAUCAAGCAAAAUAUUCACAUCGUCAGUGGCAUACAUCCUGAAUCUUGAAUCCUGCUUUUUUAUAUAUGAAACAAGUAGCUCUGCUGGAUUUCAAUCUUGAACUAUCAGAGAUAAUAAUAACUGCUGCCAAAACCUUUUUGCUGCAUGCAGUGAUAGUGAAGGAGAUGCGUCUUUUGAACAACCGGGUCUUCUAAUUACAGAGGCAACGAUGGAAGGUAUGCAUGAUUGACUCAUCAUCAAUUCAUUCGAUGGAACACUUGUUUCUUUUUCUUGUGGUGGUGGAAUGGAAGCUCUGUUUACUGGUGUGUGAUCAACUGAAACCUCGAGUUGCAGUUCCUGUUCCUUCCAAGUAGUUAAAGCUUGGGCUAGAAGGACAUCAUAAGGAAGACUUGUCUGUAAUCUUAUCCACACCUCAACCCAACUCUCUUGUUUCUGUUCUUUUGUCCCUCCUUUUCUAUCUCUUCCCCACAAGAAACAAGUCCGAAGCCAGAAGAGAGGAGGGAAAAGAGGGUGUCUAUGGCUUCCUCAAUUCCUUCCAUCAAGAUUGGAGUCUCUCCUCAUCCUUCUCAUAGAUUGCCUUUGAGGUCAUCCACCAUCAUCAGGAGCUCCAAAGCUGAGGGCCCCCUGAGGAGACCUGCAGCUCCUCUCUGCGCAACCCCACCCCACCCCCUCUUCUUUCUCCACCGCUUCCUCCAUCUCCUCCAAAGCUGAGGGCCCCCUGAGGAGACCUGCAUCUCCUCCCCACACCCGUCUUUUUCCUUCACCACCGCUUCCUCCAUCUCCUCCUGCCCCAGCACAGUCUCCUCCGAGGCCGGUUGAAGCGCCCGCAACCAAGGAGGGGAUGGUGACUUUGGAGUACCAGAGGGUGGUGGCAAAGGAGCUGCAGGACCACUUCAAGCAGAAGAAACUGGAGGAGGCAGACCAGGGUCCUUUCUUUGGUUUCUUGGGCAAGAAUGAGAUGAGCAAUGGCAGGGAAGGCAUUUUCAAGAUGGAAUUAGAGGCGUUCGAGUGUUCCACAAUUUUGGAUUUAGUUUCCGUCACCCAAGAAUGUGAUGUAUGUCAGAUGGGCGAUAUUCGGAUUUGCAAUAGGACUGCUGACAGAGUAUGCGACAGGCGCGAGCUUCGUUCAACAGCUAAAGAUCCUUCUCUCCAAUUUUGGAAUCGACUUGGAGUGAUACAAGAUCCAGCCCCGCAUAAUUUGAAUGAGUCAACAUGAACAAGUUUUCCUGCAACCAAAUUGGUGGCACUAAAUGUUGAUCAAAUCAGCUGAAACAAGAGAUACCUCAUGCUCAUAACUGGCAAAUGAAGUUAAAAAAGAUGUUUACUGGAGAAAAGAAACAAAAAAGGUACCAAAGCAAAUUGUUGAAAUGCUAAAGCUCUCUGGAAUCAAGGCAAUUCUGUAAAGGUUUCAAGCUCCUCUCUAGUGAUUUCAAUUCCUCAAUUCCAUGGAUAUUUCCUUGCCAGAAGAUGCUAUUGAUGAACAUGCAAAACUCAUCCAGGUUGUAAAAUAGCUUGAAGGAAAUUAUAUAGCAAUUCUUUUUUCCUUUUAA
Musa acuminata subsp. malaccensis (wild Malaysian banana) is the source of this 3247-nucleotide messenger RNA. The record is from RefSeq and is a predicted model, not a curated record. Lineage: Eukaryota; Viridiplantae; Streptophyta; Magnoliopsida; Zingiberales; Musaceae.